Messenger RNA from Fusarium oxysporum Fo47, 1593 nucleotides. Its product is annotated as major facilitator superfamily domain-containing protein. Gene Ontology annotation, biological process: transmembrane transport. The transcript has 8 exons. The coding region runs from base 1 to 1593 and encodes 530 amino acids. Gene Ontology annotation, cellular component: membrane. Gene Ontology annotation, molecular function: transmembrane transporter activity. The record is from RefSeq and is a predicted model, not a curated record. Lineage: Eukaryota; Fungi; Ascomycota; Sordariomycetes; Hypocreales; Nectriaceae.
AUGGCUUCUUCUGGUAUCUCCAAAGGCCACGAAACCUUGGAUGAGAAAACUCAUCAACUUCCCGACUCCUCUUACGGAGAGCCACCGGUGAAACAACACUACAACACCGUCACCCGUGGAGAAUCUAUUCCUUCCUCUGAUGAUAUAAACGAUAAUAUUGUCGGUUAUGAUGGAAGACUUAUGGGAGCGCGGACUAGGUUGAGUAGUCAGCAGGAGAAGAAACUACUGAGAAGGAUUGAUUGGCAUCUCAUUCCUUUGCUUUCGGUCAUGUAUAUGGUCAAAUCAAUUGAUGCUUCCAAUGUUUCGAAUGCUCGAAUCAUGGAUCGCGGAACGCCGAGGAAUAUCAUGACGGAGCUGAACAUCUCGGCUGAUGACUACAACUUUGUCACUAUGGCCUACUAUAUUCCAUAUAUCCUGGCAGAAACGCCUUCAAACCUGUUGGUAAAGCGCCUCAAGCCAUCAGUUUGGCAAGCGAGAAUUAUGAUAUCAUGGGGCAUCGUUCUCGUUUGCCACGCCGCCGUAAAAAAUGCCGCCGGCUUGUAUACAGUCCGCGCUUUUCUCGGACUCUUCGAGGCUGGACUCUGGCCUGGUAUGCUUCUGCAGUUAUGCUACUGGUAUCGCCCCGAUGAAAUGGCGUCGCGUAUUGUUCUUGUUACUAUUCUUGGUAACUUUAGUGCUGUCGUUAGCGGUGUCCUUGCCUUUGCAUUUAAUGGAGUCCAUGCGCAGGGCUUGUCGGGAUGGAAAUGGCUUAUCUUGACAGAGGGAGUAUUUACUAUUCUUCUGGGUAUUUUUGCAUACAUCUUCAUGCCAGACUUCCCAGAUACAGCUCGUUGGAUGUCCGAAGAAGAAAAGGCAUUCGUCCAAGCUCGGCUUCCCAUCAACGCCCCCAGAGCCGCUGAGAAGGACUUUGACUGGAAAGAGUUCUGGCACACUCUCAAAGACCACAAGCUCUGGCUGUUUCUUCUCUGCUGGGCAUUCUAUACCAUUGGCACGACCGGGCUUAACUUUUAUCAGCCGACGGUUAUUGCGAACUUGGGAUUCACUGGCAUCGCGGAAGCCCAGCUGCUAAACAUUCCCCCAGCCAUCUUUGCCUGUGUACUCACUAUAGUAUUCGGAUGGGUUGCCAACACCGGUCGUUUCCCCCUACCUCUGAUUCCGCUGAGCUUCAUGAUAAUCAUAGAAGCAUGUUACGUUGUUCUAUACACCUUUCCCAACACAGGCGGUGUGUAUGCAGCUACCGUAAUAGCAGGAGGUUUCUCAAUCGCUUGGUAUACAAUGAUGUGGCCAUGGAGAGUCCAAACCACAGACGGAGCCACCGGUUCAGCUUUUGCCAUUGCAUUUGCCAAUAGCUACGGGCAGAUUGGAGGCGCAGUUGGAUCACAGCUGUUCAAUUCGCGCUUUGCACCUAGGUAUACCACGUCAUUUGGAAUCGCUAUGGGCUUUAUUGGUAUGGCUAUUAUAAUGAAUGUUAUCACUUGGUCGUUUACUUGGAAAGUUGAUGUUGCGACGAGACGGCUUAAGAGGGCGAGGGAUGCUGCUGCGAAGAGGAAUGAGGCUAUUCUGGAUGAUGUUGACAUUCAUGCCAAGACCUGA